AGCCGUUUGCCGAUGACACAAAUCUUGUGAUCAUUAAGUACCGGUUUUCAAAAAAUUCUUUUGCUGUCGGCUGUCGCGAUUUUUCUUGUCGUGGACCCGAAUAAAAAAAGUCUUUUAAGUAUCACAUUCUUCUUAACAGGAAACAGAAAUGAACGAUAUUUUUAACUGGUCAACGAAUGUUUUGGUCAAACCAUUGAUAAUUAGACGAUGAUUGGGCAAAUACCACACAACGGGACUUCGAAGAGGUGAAAUUCGUUGUUUACAACAUUAUUGGAUCACACUGAAGCAUUUUCCCUGAGAAUUGAUAAAAGUAAACUCGCUGAACAUCGACGGUCACCACAGAGAACAAAUAUAACUUGUUUCUUCCUUCUUGCUGCAAGGUUCACUUUUAUGAAAUGUUCUCGCAACUUCGCUGAGGAAGCAGCGACGUCCUCAUGAACUCAAGACUCAAGUAGGAAUUUCGCUUCACAGCAUUAUAAACUAUAACUCAAGAGGAAAGAUUCUAAGUGCCUUUAACGAUGUCCUCCUGUUCGCAAAUCCUCCUAUCUCUGGCCUGUUUUACAGUCGUGACUGUCCACAUCAGUUUUUUUGUCGAGGGAGUAGAUGAAUGCAAAACUGGAUUAAAGUCGUGCCCAUAUUACUCGGAUUGCAUGGACACAGAUUUAAAUAUGAAUGGAACUGCAACAUGCAGCUGUAAGAAGGGUUUUACAGGAAAUGGAACAGUGUGUUACGACAUAAACGAAUGCGAAAACAAGACCCACGAGGCUUGCCCUGGUGAAGGAUUUCAGUGUGAAAAUAUUCAUGGUGGUUUCAAGUGUUUCUGCAAAAGAAACUAUGUGAAUGUUAAUAAUACUUGUGUAGCUGUUGACGACUGUAUACAACGUGAAAUAUGUCACAAAGAUGCAAAAUGCAUCGUCACUGGAGGGAACUUUAGCUGCAUGUGUAAAUCUGGCUACUCGGGCGAUGGAACUUAUAAUUGUACAGAUAUCAAUGAAUGCGAAGGUAGCCAUGGUUGUCAUUCAAAUUCUUUUUGUGAAAAUACCCCUGGAUCUUACGAAUGUUUUUGUAAAUUAAAAGUUGCUCGUGGAGAGAGUUGUGAAGGUAAUCCCGGCUGUCCAACCUCCAAACCAAUGCCUAUCCCAAGUACAACUGCCCAAACGAGACCCGUGCCUAACCCAAGUACAACUGCCCAAACAAGACCUGUUUCUACCCAAAGUGUGACCAAUCCAGAUGGGCAAAAGGGUGAUUGCAAAGUUGACGAUGACGACAAUGAUGAUACUGUGAUCGUGCUGGUUGCCGUUACCAUCGCAUUGCUGGCUCUGUGUUUAAUUGCAUUGAUCGCUGUCAUUAUUUGUGUAUACAGAAUGAAAAAGGAACAAUAAUUGCGCUGGGUUGAAACUACUUAAGUGACAAUUUCAAAACCUUCUAUUUAUGAACUGAAUGGAAUUGACAUUUCUAAUUUCAACAUGGUCAGAAAUACAUAUGCAUUUUCAAAAUCAACUGGCAAUGAUUAUAUUGCACUAUUCAUUUCAUUUAACUUUGCAGUCGCAUAUUAGUCGCAUAACAAAUAAUUUGUGAUAGUGGGGUUUUGAUUAUUUAUAGUGUGAUCUUGCGGUGUCCUCCUAUUUUUUGUCUCAUUCAGCACCCUAUGGAUUUGAUAAAUAACUAUUUGCUCACAAGAGGCCAUGUAAUAUUAA
Dendronephthya gigantea is the source of this 1697-nucleotide messenger RNA. Its product is annotated as fibulin-2-like. Gene Ontology annotation, molecular function: calcium ion binding. Bases 519 to 1382 code for a protein of 287 amino acids. The transcript has 15 exons. The record is from RefSeq and is a predicted model, not a curated record. NCBI's taxonomy places the organism in Eukaryota, Metazoa, Cnidaria, Anthozoa, Malacalcyonacea, Nephtheidae.